This is a messenger RNA of Elephantulus edwardii (Cape elephant shrew), 594 nucleotides long. RefSeq names its product parathyroid hormone (gene PTH). Gene Ontology annotation, molecular function: hormone activity; parathyroid hormone receptor binding. The coding region runs from base 1 to 594 and encodes 197 amino acids. NCBI's taxonomy places the organism in Eukaryota, Metazoa, Chordata, Mammalia, Macroscelidea, Macroscelididae. The transcript has 4 exons. Gene Ontology annotation, cellular component: extracellular region. Gene Ontology annotation, biological process: intracellular calcium ion homeostasis; cell-cell signaling. The record is from RefSeq and is a predicted model, not a curated record.
AUGGCUCAUGACAAUAUAUCUCAGCUCACCAAUGCCUCCUAUGUCAAUACAAUUAGGCUCCCGGCUCCGGGGCCUCUGGCCUGGGCCCCGCCGGACCCGGGGCUGCGGGGAGGCCGGGCCGGGCCGGGAGCGCGCUGUGGACACCCCGGCGCCAGGGCCUUAGUUUCACUUUUUGCUUUUGCUCCACUGCGGAGGGAAGGCAGAUGGGAGUGCCGACAAGAUGGCGGAUGGGGAGCUGAACUAAAGGUGAUGUCUGCAAAAGAUAUGGCUAAAGUAAUGGUUGUCUUAUUCACAAUUUGCUUCCUUGCAAAAUUGGAAGGCAAGCCUGUUAAGAAGAGAUCUGUGAGUGAAAUACAACUUAUGCAUAACCUCGGCAAACAUCUGAACUCAAUGGAGAGAGUGGAGUGGCUGCGUCAGAAGCUGCAGGAUGUGCACAAUUUUAUCGCAUUCAGAGUUCCUAUUGCUUCCAAAGAUGGUGGGUCCCAGAGGCUUCGAAAAAAGGAAGACAACAUCCUAGUUGAUAGUGAUCAAAAAAGUCUUGGAGAGCCAGACAAAGCUGAUGUGGAUGUAUUAAUCAAAGCUAAAUCCCAGUGA